CACUGCUAAGUGCUAAUUACAUUCCGAAAAAGAAAAAUGGAGAGCAUUGCAACCAUUGCUAAGAGAUGGAGAGUUUUGAGUGGCGAUGAGAACUGGAAAGAGUUACUGGACCCUUUGGAUUCUGAUCUUCGCUGCUACCUCAUUCACUAUGGUUCAAUGAUUGGAGCAGUCUACGACUCCUUCAUCAAUGAACCAACUUCUAAGUAUGCCGGGCUAAGCCGCUACUCCAGGAAAAACCUCCUUGAAGAGACUGGGCUUGAGAAGGAAUAUCCUUUCAAGUACACUAUCACCAAGUACUUUUAUACUCCUUCAAGUAUGAUCGGUGGAGCACAAGAAGGAUAUGUUGUCCAAUCAGUACGAGCAGACGCAGUGAUGAAAGAGUCAAACUGGGGUGGAUAUGUUGCUGUUGCCACUGACGAGGGGAAGGAGGUUUUGGGACGGAGAGACAUUCUGGUCGUUUGGAGGGGAACGGAAACAAAGUCGGAGUGGAUUGAGGAUUUCAGAAUCCAAAUGGUCAAACCUCAGAUCAUCUUUGCCAAGGAUAAUGGUUCCCUCGUGCAUAGAGGUUGGUACAAAAUGUAUACCUCUACCAACAAAGAUUCACAGCUCAACCGUAAGAGUGCCAGGGAGCAGGUCCGAGAAGAAAUUUGCAGGCUACUUGACAAGUACAAGAACGAGGAAGUGAGCAUAACUGUGACAGGACACAGCCUGGGUUCAUCACUGGCAACCCUAAAUGCAGUUGACCUAGCUGCCAAUCCAUUCAGUAACUCCACCAAUGUUCUCGUCACAGCAUUCUUGUUCGCAAGCCCAAAAGUGGGAAACGACGGUUUCAAGAAGGCUUUUUCCCAGCAGAAAAACCUCCGAGCUCUGCGUGUCGUCAACCAUGGGGAUCUUGUGCCAAUGGUGCCAAUCUUCGCUCGUGAAGCCGGCACUAUUAUUUCAUUGCACUUCUACACAGACGUGGGAGUCCAAUUUGAUAUAAACGCUUCAAAAUCAGACUAUUUAAAGACUGAUGGCUCCAGCGCCUUAACGUGGCAUGGUCUGAUGAUUUACCUGCAUGGAAUCGAUGGGUUCCAAGGAUCAAAGGAAGAGUUUAAACCACAAGGGUGUUUUGAUAUCCCUCUUGUCAACAAGUAUGGAGACAUGCUGAAUGUUGAGAAAUGCCCGGUUCCAAGCAACUGGUGGGCUGAGAAGAACAAAGGAAUGGUUCAGAAAAAGGAUGGUACCUGGAUUCUUGAUGAUCACGAGCCAGACGAUGUUGUGCCUGCAUAAAGCUAGUAAACCCUUUCAUGGUGGGAUGGUAUUGCUUUUAAUAAAGUUUGUUUGUGUGUUGUUUAAGCAAGCUAGGGGACUAUAAUGUCACCUAUAUGUUCAUCUACGUUGUAAGUGUAGUGUUGCCUUUCCUGUUUUCCAAUGCCAUUAUUGGCGAACUUGCAUUGUACUGUUUUGUGUGAAUGAAUAAAGUAUUUUCUCGUGUGUUAUUAAAA
Messenger RNA from Ipomoea nil (Japanese morning glory), 1487 nucleotides. RefSeq names its product phospholipase A1-II 1-like. NCBI's taxonomy places the organism in Eukaryota, Viridiplantae, Streptophyta, Magnoliopsida, Solanales, Convolvulaceae. Gene Ontology annotation, molecular function: glycerophospholipid phospholipase A1 activity. The transcript has 4 exons. The record is from RefSeq and is a predicted model, not a curated record. The coding region runs from base 37 to 1272 and encodes 411 amino acids. Gene Ontology annotation, biological process: lipid metabolic process.